Messenger RNA from Lytechinus variegatus (green sea urchin), 2715 nucleotides. Its product is annotated as aminoacyl tRNA synthase complex-interacting multifunctional protein 1-like. Lineage: Eukaryota; Metazoa; Echinodermata; Echinoidea; Temnopleuroida; Toxopneustidae. Gene Ontology annotation, molecular function: tRNA binding. The record is from RefSeq and is a predicted model, not a curated record. The transcript has 7 exons. Bases 152 to 1075 code for a protein of 307 amino acids.
GGGAGAUCCCAAGAACAAAAGAAGUUAGAAAUAGAAGGGUGCUGCAUCAGGCAGAGCUACCAUUCUCACGCAUUGUGCGUGAGACUCACGCAUUCAGGCACUCAUUCAAUGGACAAGGUUUGUUGCUAGAAGCUUGGUUAGAUCAGGAAUAAUGUCAGCUAGCAGUGCAGUAGUCCAGCGUCUUGAGCAACGUGCUCAGCUGGCAGAUGAAAUCAUCUCUAGACUACAGCAACAGGUUGAACAACUUCGUAGGACAGUCGUUGGACGUGAAGAGCAGAGAGUGGCAGAAGAGAAUAGAUUGCUGAGACAAGAGGUAACUCAACUCAAGGCUAGGCUGAUUGAAGCUGAAACAAGAAAUGGAGUGAAUCAGGUUCCUGUGCCAAACACAGGGUCUACAUUAGCUGCUUCAGCUACCAAACCACCCCCUGCUUCAGCAGCUACUGCCCCUACCCAAGCUUCACCACAAGCUCAAACUAGUAAGAAGCAAGAAGCAACAUCAGAAAAUCAGAAGAAGAAAGAAAAGAAAGAAAAACCCAAGAAAGAGCAAAAGAAAGCAGAUGACCAAGCCGCCGCUGAGGUUGAUUUCAGUAACCUUGACCUACGGAUCGGUAAGAUCAUCAAUGUCAAGAAGCAUCCCGAUGCUGAUUCUCUCUAUGUAGAGGAAGUGGAGCUUGGUGAACCUCAAACUAGGACCGUGGUUUCUGGAUUGGUCAAGCACAUUCCCAUUGAAGAGAUGCAAGAUCGUAUGGUGAUCCUGUGUUGUAAUCUGAAGCCAGCCAAGAUGAGGGGUAUCUUGAGCCAAGCAAUGGUCAUGUGUGCUUCAUCACCAGACAAAGUGGAAAUACUUGCCCCACCCUCAGAUGCUGUACCAGGGGAUAGAGUAGGCUGUGAAGGCUAUGAAAUGAGUGGAAGUUUCCCAGUCCAGAUGAACCCCAAGAAAAAGAUCUUCGAACGUAUUCAGCCUGAUCUGAAGACUAAUGAUAAGCUACAAGCAACGUACAAGGGAUCCCUAUGGAAGGUAGAAGGCAAAGGUUAUAUCAUCUCAUCUACCAUGGCUAAUUCUGGUAUCAAAUAAUGCGCAACAAAUGUUCUUCUUAUCUUAAACUUUUUCUAUAAAUCUUCCGAGUUUAUUACAUUGCCUCUCAAAGCAUAAUUUAGUCUGUCAUAAAUACACGCACUGUUUAAGAAGUUGAUGCAAUACUUUAAGAAUAUUACAGCAUUGUAAUUGACAUUUAUGUAAACCUUUGUAAUCAUAUUAAGGCAUUCUAGAAUAAUUUAACAAACUAACCCAGAGAGGACCCACCCCCCCCCUCCUCCCGACAUUUUUCACAAUCAAUUUUGUGACUCGAGAAGCCCUCACUGCAAAGUUUUUAUGAUUUUUUUUCUUUUCCAAGUCAUGCAAAUUUGAAAGACCAAAGUUAGGAAUGGUUAAGCAUCUACCUGAAAGGGGUAUGAGAAGGGGAGGGGGGGGGGGGUAAUCAGCCCCUACCUAACUAACCCAGUCUCUUUUUAGGCCUUUUUUUUGGGGGGGGCGUAUUAUCUACUCUUAAUUUUAGAGGUUUCUUUAGGAGUAUAAUUAAAUGAUUCCAAUUAAGAGAUGAUAUUACUCCACUUUUGUAUUCUUUUCAUCUUCUAUUCAAAAUUUCAGGGGAAAUGUUUUAAAUAGCCAUAAAUGGUAGUGAUUAUCAUUAUAAGAACAUUCUGGAUGCCAUUCCAUGAUUGAUACAGCAUGUCUAUUAAACUUUUACAAACAAGUAACUAUCAAGUACUAUCAUUGUAUGAAAGUAUAAAGAAAUGUUUGUAAGGCUUUUGGUUUUUAAUGAAGAUGUAUUCAAUGACAAAAUAUUAUGAUGCAUGAUGUUGGUUAGAAAACCUUAAAUAUCAUACAGCUCUAUCAUGGUACAAAAAUUGAAAGUGAAAGAAAAAAUGCUUCUGGUGGAAUAAGAGGUUUACUGCAUCUUUUCCUGGUGUGUGAUAAAUAAUAGAUUCUUUAAAUAAUUGACUGAUUUACGUUAUAACAAAUAAAAGAAGUUUGAUGUACCUCCUUGGAUGUACUCUUUACUUAUUUGUUCCAUGAAAUUUGCUCCUCUGUAAACUCCACACACUAAUCAAAGGACCAACCCUGGGUUUAACACUAUACCCCACCCUUAAUCUCACCCUAAAUUAAGCCUGGAGCAAUUGUCGCAGGAGCAAAUGUUGUGUCACCUACUUAUCGGUUGUGAGUAGCCAGCAGUUCAUGCAUUAUGUGGGACUAAGCAGCAGCCGGAUCAAUGGUGUAUGAAGACUAACAAUAAGAAAAUAUAAACAUUAUUAGAAAUCUGUUUCUGUUGAUAUAUUGAAUGUGCAGAUGAAAUCAUUUUAACUGUUCAUAAUAAUAGUAUUUUAUGAAAUUUGUUAUGGUGGAGUUGCUUACAUGUAACAUCACAAAAUCAGAACUCUGAAAAUCGAUAACUCUAUUAUUCUUUGAUGAUUUUUUUUUGCCAAAUCUUCAUUGAUUUGUUUCAUUUUUUGCUUUUAUGACAACCAUCUUGUCAGGACGAUCUUUCCCUCUAAUGAAGCAACAUCGAAUAACUGUUUCAUAAAUUGAUAAGAAAGAAGUCUGUGUAAAGUGAUAAAUGGUAAAAUAAGUAAAAUAUGCAAAAAAAUACAAACUAUCACAAUGAUGCACAUGUACUUUGAAAACUUGUGUUAUGUAAUAUAGUUUUGAUUAAGAAA